Messenger RNA from Chironomus riparius, 977 nucleotides. Lineage: Eukaryota; Metazoa; Arthropoda; Insecta; Diptera; Chironomidae. The record is from the annotation of a GenBank genome assembly.
AAAAAGUAUAGAAUCGAUUGCUUGCCUUGCUGAAAGGGCUCUGAUACGUGUAUAUAAAUAUAAAAAAUUUUAAAAUUAAAAUGAAAUUAUUGUAUUUCUCGCUAUUUGUGUCAUUAAUUGACUUUAUUAAUUCAGUAGAAUUAACGUUUGAACUGCCUGAUAAUGAUAAACAGUGCUAUUAUCAAGAGAUAGAGAAUAAUAGAUCAGCAAUCCUUGAAUACCAGGUAAUUACUGGUGGACAAUAUGAUGUAGAUGUGGAACUUUUGUCACCGACUAAGGAAAUUCUUUAUAAACAGAUAAAAAGUCAGUUCGAUAGUCAUCAAUUUACAGCCACACAAAGUGGAGUUUAUUCAGCGUGCUUUAGCAAUGAAUUUUCAACGUUUUCACAUAAGCUAGUUUAUAUGGAUUUCAGCUUAUCAGAUUCCGAAAAUCCUUUACCGGGAACAGAAGAACAUGCAACUGUGUUGACACAAAUGGAAUCGACAGCUCAAGAAAUUCACAAGAGUCUCAAUGCAAUUCUUGAUUAUCAGACGCAUCACAGACUGCGAGAGGCUCAAGGUAGAAAGCGAGCAGAAGAUCUCAAUGAACGCGUUUUAUGGUUUAGUUUAAUAGAAACAUCUGCAGUUCUUGUAAUUGCUAUUACUACCGUAAUCGUAUUAAGGUCGUUCUUUACUGAAAAGAGACCUAGUCAUGUGCAUUCUAAUAUACGCUAUCAAGGAUUCAAAUGAGAUGUGCUUAAAACAAAAUUUAGUCUUUUGAACUUUCAUCCAUUUCAAAAAAAUUUUAUAGUAUAUCCACUUAACAUGAUUUUCAUGAGAACUUGCUUUUCGGAAUAUGGCAAAAAUUGCAAACACGAUUAUUUUUUUGUGUUAUAAACUUUGUUCUUUACCUUAUAAUCUAUUAAUAAAGAAAAACUGAUUGGAAAAUGAAAUCCUAGAUAGUCUUGCUGAUAUUGAUUUAUUGCUGUAACUGCUUAA